CCCAUGUUGAUUACUGAGGAGUGCGCGGGAAGCCUUUGGUUCUCUCUCAUUUCUCGUUCUUCUUCUGCCGUCAUACUCACACCACUCUUCUUCCAUUUUCAUUUUCUCUGCGAAUUCCUAUUCCCAUACACAAACCAAAUGGGUAUUAAGGGUUUAACAAAGCUUUUGGCGGACAAUGCCCCGAAGUCCAUGAAGGAGAACAAAUUCGAGAGCUACUUCGGUCGCAAGAUCGCCAUUGACGCUAGCAUGAGCAUUUACCAGUUCCUUAUUGUUGUGGGAAGAAGCGGAACUGAAAUGCUCACUAAUGAGGCUGGUGAAGUUACCAGUCAUUUGCAAGGGAUGUUUUCGCGGACAAUCAGACUUCUAGAAGCUGGGAUAAAACCAGUAUAUGUUUUUGAUGGGAAGCCACCAGAUUUGAAGAAACAAGAGCUGGCCAAACGUUACUCCAAGAGAGCUGAGGCUACUGAAGAUUUGUCAGAAGCCUUAGAGACUGCCAAUAAGGAAGACAUUGAAAAAUUCAGUAAACGUACAGUGAAGGUGACAAAGCAGCAUAAUGACGACUGCAAAAGACUUUUAAGGCUCAUGGGAGUGCCUGUUGUUGAGGCACCCUCAGAAGCAGAGGCUCAGUGUGCUGCCCUUUGCAAAGCUGGAAAGGUUUAUGCUGUGGCUUCUGAAGACAUGGAUUCCUUAACAUUUGGAUCUCCUAAAUUUCUUCGCCACCUAAUGGAUCCAAGCUCAAAAAAAAUUCCAGUGAUGGAAUUCGAAGUUGCAAAGAUUUUGGAGGAGCUAAAUAUGACCAUGGACCAAUUUAUUGACUUAUGCAUUCUUUCUGGCUGUGAUUAUUGUGACAGCAUUCGAGGGAUUGGGGGACUGACAGCUUUGAAACUCAUACGUCAACAUGGCUCUAUUGAAAAUAUACUGGAGAACCUAAACAAAGAGAGGUACCAGAUACCAGAUAAUUGGCCAUAUCAGGAGGCUCGGCGGCUUUUUAAAGAACCAAUGGUCAUAACUGAUGAAAAGGAACUUGAUAUUAAGUGGUCUUCUCCAGAUGAAGAAGGGUUAAUAACAUUUCUGGUUAAUGAGAAUGGUUUCAACAGUGAUAGAGUGACUAAGGCAAUAGAAAAAAUUAAAGCGGCAAAGAACAAGUCAUCACAAGGCCGAUUGGAAUCAUUUUUUAAGCCAACAGUAAAUCCAUCUGUACCUAUCAAACGCAAGGAAAUCAAAUCCAUGCUUAGAUCUUUCAAACCUGCAAUUGAGCUUAAGAUGUUCUCUGUGCAACCUUCUAACUGGUCAAGACCCAUGGUUUUUGGCAAGUUAAGCUUGCCAAUUUAUAAUCUGGGUUCCAAGCUCCAUACCUUUGUCUAGAGAUGUCUGCUUUGGUGCCUGAAGCUGAAUAUCCCUGGAAACACCAGUGAAUAAUGCUAAAGAAACUAACAAAAAGACCAAGGCUGGUGGUGGUAAGAAGAAGAAAUAGUUGGCUUUGUGUCUUGACAAGGUUAGAGUUCUUGAUGUCUUUCAUCCCGUUUAUGUGACUGUCACUUUUGCAUGCUGACAUCUGUGACUGUGCCUCUAUUUUCCCCUGAUUUGUUGCCAUUGGCAUGAAGGAGGAUGGUUUCGCAAUACUGAUGCAGUCUUCCAAAUUGUAAAAUAUUAAUAUGGGGUAGAUUUAAUGAACUUGACUAAUGUAAGCUAGAGUUCUCUCCUUCUCAUGGAAGGACAAAUUGAGAUACGGCUCUUCAUUUGAUAGAGUCAGAGAUACUCAAAAUCCUCCAUUCCUGAGUGUAAUUUAACUUGUGGUUUCGUUUCCUGCUGCAUCGCAUGACUAUUUCACUGGCUUUUGUCGAUUCUGUAUAUUUUCACGCACGCACACAAUUGUAGUUGCCAGUUACUGGAAAUUUAGGUUGGUAGAAGAUUCUAAACUAAACAAAUAUUUAUUGAUGUAGUUUACUUUAUGAAAUGGGUAUUUGGUUA
This is a messenger RNA of Glycine soja, 1971 nucleotides long. Its product is annotated as flap endonuclease 1-like. The record is from RefSeq and is a predicted model, not a curated record. Bases 4 to 1365 code for a protein of 453 amino acids. Gene Ontology annotation, molecular function: 5'-3' exonuclease activity; DNA binding; 5'-flap endonuclease activity. The transcript is spliced from 18 exons. NCBI's taxonomy places the organism in Eukaryota, Viridiplantae, Streptophyta, Magnoliopsida, Fabales, Fabaceae.